This is a messenger RNA of Monoraphidium neglectum, 423 nucleotides long. Its product is annotated as Eukaryotic translation initiation factor 1A,X-chromosomal. The record is from RefSeq and is a predicted model, not a curated record. Bases 1 to 423 code for a protein of 140 amino acids. NCBI's taxonomy places the organism in Eukaryota, Viridiplantae, Chlorophyta, Chlorophyceae, Sphaeropleales, Selenastraceae. Gene Ontology annotation, molecular function: translation initiation factor activity; RNA binding. The transcript has 4 exons. Gene Ontology annotation, cellular component: cytoplasm. Gene Ontology annotation, biological process: translational initiation.
AUGCCUAAGAACAAGGGGAAGGGAGGAAAGAACAGGCGUAGGGGAAAGAAUGAGAACGAGGAGAAGCGGGAGCUGAUCUUCAAAGAGGAUGGCCAGGAGUACGCUCAGGUCCUGCGCAUGCUGGGCAACGGCCGCCUCGAGGCCCAAUGCAUCGACGGCACCAAGCGGCUCUGCCACAUUCGCGGCAAGAUGCGCAAGAAGGUGUGGGUCAACGCGGGCGACAUUGUGCUGGUGGGGCUGCGGGAUUACCAGGACGCCAAGGCCGACGUCAUCCUCAAGUACAUGGCCGACGAGGCGCGCAGCCUGAAGCAGUACGGCGAGCUGCCGGAGCACAUCCGCGUGAACGACACCGACGCGAUGAUGGAGGGCGAGGACAACGAGAACGCAGAGUACUUCGACUUCGACGACCUGGCAGAGAUUUGA